Molecule: messenger RNA, 3420 nt
Organism: Rotaria sordida
Lineage: Eukaryota; Metazoa; Rotifera; Eurotatoria; Philodinida; Philodinidae
Source: the annotation of a GenBank genome assembly
AUGAUGACUACAGAUUCAUUAAAUAUUCCUGUUACAAAUCAUGUAGCGACUCUUCUUGAUGAUCUUAUUACUUGGCGAACUAUUGGCAACAAACAAUCAGAUACACGAGAAAUAACUAAUAUUCAACCACAUGGUGGUGCUUGGAUGCCAGCAGAUCGUUCGUUUGAUCGAAUUUUAUUUUGGCGUACAAUAGACAAUAAUUCUUUUCAAUUAUUUGAAUAUUCAAUGGCACGUAAUCUUUUACAUAAUUCUCUUCAAAUUCAAUUCGGCAUGCCAACAACUGUUUUACCAAAUGUUUUUAUUGUUGAAUUACCUGAUCGACAAGAAAUUUGUCUUAUGUUUGCAACACAUAUUGGUAUUUAUCGUUGGAUUUUAAAACAUCCAAAUAUAUCCAAUAUUGGACAAUUAGAACAACCUCAAUCAAUACUUGCAGAUAUAACAGAUGAUUAUUUAAUUAAUCGAAAUCAUUUUUAUCGACAUGAUUUACAAUUAUAUACACAAGUAACUUGUGCUUAUACAAAUAAUCAUCUUAUUUAUGCUCUAUUUAAUGAAAUGGAAACCAUUAUUCUUCGUUUUGAUAAUCAAAAUUAUUUAAAUUCACCACAACAAUUAACUUUUCCAAAACGACAAUCAACAGGUUUAUUUAAUUUUCUUUGGAAUCCAAAUAAAUCGAUAUCAUCUACUCAACAAAAUCAACCAUUGAUUGCCGGUCAAACAACAAUUAUUUAUAGUUCCAUGACAAUGACAAUCAUACUCUAUGAUAAUGGUCUACUUCGAUUUUUGUCUGAUCAAUUAGAUACAAUUUUAUAUGAAUAUAAUUUAUCAGUUGAUCUACCUCGUUCAUCAUCAAAAGUUCCAACAAAAAUGUUUAUAGAUUAUUGUCAAUAUGAAACAUAUUCUGAUGAACUUAUAACACGUUUAUUUGUAAUUAUUGAUUCAAAUGAUCUUCUUCAUAUUCUUAUAUAUGAAUUUCAAUAUGAUGAAACAAAUAAUUUUAAAUAUUCUCUAUAUCAAAAUAAAUCUUAUACAAAAAAUAUACAAUCAAAUAAUUAUUCACAUUUACCAAAUGGUUCAUCAUUAACAUCAAUAACAUGUACAAAUGAUAGACUUAUAUUACAUUUAUUAACAAAUCAAAAUCGUUCAAUACUUUUAUUAAUACAAUAUGAAUUAAAAACAAAUAAUCGUGAACAAUUUAUUGAAUUACCAAUGGAUUAUAAUGAAAAAUAUAUUAAUGAUGAAUCAACAACAAUUGACGAUAUUGAACGAAGACUUAAUUCACCAGGACAAUUUACACUUGAUAUGAUUAAAGAAGCAUUUUGGAUUACAUUUAAUCUUAAUUUAGAUGAAUUAAAUCAAUCAUGGAUAUCAUUAACACAAAUUCUUCAACAAUUACCAAUUAUUCUUCAAAGUUUGUGUAAUGAUCAUUGUGAAGAGCAUUCUAUUCGUAAUGAAGAUCGUUUACAAGUUUUAACUAAAUUUUGGCAAAAUCUUUAUAGUACAUUAAUUGAUCUUCGUGCUCAUGCACUUGUUCUACUCGGUUGUCGUAUAUUUGAUGAACGACAAUUAAUUAUUCUUAUUCAUAAAUCUGCUGUAUCAUUUUAUUCAAUGUCGAAAUCUUCAUUACCAUCGAAUCCAAAAUAUUCUCGUCAUAUAAACGAUAUUGAAACUUUAAUGAAAGUGUCUGAUGAUGAAACAAUUGCACAAAUUGAUGAUAUUUUAUUGAAUGAAACAUCAUCAAAUGAUAAACAAAUAAUUACACAAAAAUUAAAUCUUAUUCAAAAAUAUCUUGAACCAAUUGUAAAUAAUGAUCAAUUAAUUGAAACGCUUCAAUCAAUUUAUGAUAAACAUCCAUCAAAAAUAAAUUCGGAUGAAAUAAAUAAUAAUAAUAUAUUUACAUCAAAAAUUGCUCGUCGUUUACUUGUUCUUGUAUUUGUUCAAUUAUGUCAUGAAAAACUUAAUCAAAUUGAACGUUUAAAUAAAUUAAUUCCUUUAAUAUUUCGUUCAAAUCAAACUCGAAUUAGUGCUCAUCGAUUAGAAAAAAUUCAAGAGAAAGUUUUACCUUAUUUACAAGAUUUAUCACAAAUUUAUCAAAUACUUCUAUGGCUUUCAUCAUGUGGAAUUGAAUCAUCAACAAUUGCAGUUAAUGAUCGUGAUCUCUUUAUUGAAAAUCUUGUUUAUCAACAACCAUAUAAAACUCGAAUAGGAAAUCAAUCAUUACUUGAACAAAUUCUAGCAGAUAAUAUUCAACAAGAACAAAUUGCACCAAAUGCAGAGAAUUGGUUGGAAAUAAUUGAUAAAUCUGUUGAUAAUCUAUUUUCUCUUUUAUGGCCAAGUAAUGAUUUUUUAAUAAAAUAUUUACCGAGUCGACAUCAAUGGACAAUAUUAGAUCAAUAUUGUGGAAAACUUAAUUGGUUUAAAGAAUUAAAUUCUGCUAGACAAUUUUUUCAUGCAUUAACAUUUUAUCGAUCAGGUACAAAUAUUGAAACAGCUACAAGACAUUUAGCUGCAGUAUUAAAAGACCUUCAUACUGAUCCAUUAUUGAUUGAAAUGUUUGGAAAACAAUCAAUACCAGAACUUUUUUAUAUUGAAUGGAUUCGAGAAUAUUUAAAAUAUUUUGGUCAAAAUCAAUAUGUUGCUUCAUUUCUUCAUCAAUGUUUACAAACUACACAUUCAAAUGAUAUUCGUGCUUUAAUUAUUAAAGAAUUAUUUAAAACAAGUAUUGAUUUAAAAAAUUUCGAUGAUGCUUUUUGGUGUAUACAAAAUACAAAUGAUUAUUUAAGUCAAAAACAAUUUACAUUUGAAUAUGCAUUAGCUAUAUGCUCUCUAUCAAAUGAUCAAUCAUUAUAUCGUCUUCAAACACUUAUUCAAUAUCAACAUGAUAAAUUAGGUUAUAUAGAUUUUGAAUUAUUAGCUUAUCUUGAACGGAUAUGUGUUGAAACUCAACCUAUUCAAACAUCACAUGUAUAUGCACUUUAUGAAAUAUAUAAAAUGAUGAAAUUACCAUUGAAGAUGGCUCAAAUAAUGUAUCAUUAUGGUUGUUCAAUAAAUGAUAUAAUAGAACAGAAAAAUGUAUUUCAAUUAGCUUUUGAUGCUUUAUCAUCAAUGGAACAAACAACUGAUUCAACAGAUCGAUUAUUUAUUUAUCCAAUUAAUUAUGAAUAUAAUUCAUUAUCACCUUUACAUAAUGAUGAUAAUUCAGUUCGACUUAUUGGUAUUGAUGAAUGUCGACAAAAAUUAGCAAUUAUAUCUGCUAUAUAUACAUUACGAACAAAUCGUUCAUCAUCGACAAUUCAAAUAAAUGAUACAAUGCAUCCAACACAAUUAAGUGGUCUUCUAACAAAAUUUCAUUAUGAUACAGAAGCUCAACAAUUACUUGAUGCUUUUCAAAUAAAUAAAUCAUCAAUGUAUUUUGUUCAUUAG